AUGGACCAUCAGCAUCCCCAGGCCCGCGGGCGAUCGCCCUCGGCCACAUCUCCCGGUGGGGGUAUAAGGAAAGCCCCGUCGCCGUCGCCUGCCCGCUUCCCUAAUCCGAAUGAAGCUGGUGCCUCCUCUAUCGGUCUCGGUGUCGGCCUUGUUGACCCUUCCAUCCAGCAGUUCUCCGUGGCCCAGCCCGACUUUGCGGCUUAUGACAGCAACGCCGCCAGCUUCCUGAACAGCCAGCAAUCUACCCCCCAGCCCUUCACCCAGCCCGGCCUGGCGAACCCAUCCACUAUCCCGAGUUUUGACUUGACGCAGGACUUUGGUGGUCAGAUCAGGCCAGCUUCCCCAUUUGACGCUCCGAGCCCGGGCACCUUCCCGCCGCAUUCUCAGCAGCAACAGCAGCCCAAUCUCUUCGCGCCAUCCUUUGGCGACGCCGACUUCACCAUCUUCCCGCCUGCCCCUGGCGAGCCGCAGUUCAACGCACCGCUGUUUGGCACCGACAGCCAGCAGCAACUCUCCGCCCCCGAGCCCAACAUGAUGGCGCAGGCAAAUCAUACCCCUACCCCUCCUCACCUCCUGAACCCCGAUCCGCAGCAACCCGGUUCCGCCCAGCACUCCCCCCGCUUCAGCCAGCAUCAGUUCUCUCCGCCGCUCGGAAGGCACUCGAGAAAUGUGUCUCUUGGUCCAGAGGCGGCCCUGCUGCCGGGGCAAAUAGACUGGACGCACGCCGGCCCCCAGUUCCAAGGCCACCGGCGAAGCGCUUCAGAGUACUCGGACGUUUCAUCGGCUGCGCCGUCUCCCCAUCUCGUCAGCUCAGAUACCUUUGAUCAUUUCGAUCAGAGCCAUUCUCCCAUGCAGCGACCACAAGAUGCCGGGCUGUUUGACGAGCUGCACGGAAUAACAAACUUCAGCAUCUCCGGCACGGGUACGCACACUCCCAGCCAUGGAGCGAGGAGCCCCUCGCACAGCCCUGCCAUCUCGCCGCGCAUACUGCCCCAACAGAUGCCCGAAAUCGGCCAGCAGGGCAACUUCAUGCUGCAGACACAGAAUAACGGCUUCGGCCCGUCGUCGUAUUUGCAAGGCCCUCCUCAAGAGGCAUUCCCGCAACUGCCGCAAGAGUCUCCGGAGCAACAGCAGGGAAUGCCGGCCCCACCAUCCAUAAACAUUGAUUUUGCUCCCACUGCUGUGAACAGCGGCUUGCAGCCACCAAAAAGCCUAGACGUGGAUUCAUUGACACCACCAGAGCGAGGGCGCCCGAGGAUACAGCGACCCCGCGCGGUUACGGACCCGUACAACAGCAGCGGCGCGCUCCUGGGCGUCCACCGCAGUGCUUCGGCCGCUGGUGGUCUCUCGCCUGACUCGGCCGCCAGCGCCCGGUCCGAGUCGUCCCGCUCUCUCUCUCCCCUGGACCGCGCGAGCAGCACGGCGUCGGCGAGCAGGAGACGGCAGUCUACGUCGGCCGUGCCCAACAACGUUAUGGCGCUCCGCCUCGUGGACCCGGACUACAACGGCGGCGCCCAGGGCGAGGGCGGCGGCGGCGGCGGCACAAAACGCGUGCAGAAGCACCCCGCCACGUUCCAGUGCACACUCUGUCCGAAACGGUUCACGCGCGCGUACAAUCUGCGGUCGCACCUCCGCACGCACACCGACGAGAGGCCGUUUGUGUGCACCGUGUGCGGCAAGGCCUUUGCGCGCCAGCAUGACCGCAAGCGGCACGAGGGGCUUCACUCGGGCGAGAAGAAGUUUGUCUGUAAGGGAGACCUGAAAAGGGGCGGGCAGUGGGGCUGCGGUCGUAGGUUUGCCCGCGCCGAUGCGCUCGGCCGGCAUUUUCGGUCUGAGGCCGGCCGCAUAUGCAUCAAGCCGUUGCUGGACGAGGAGAUUUCGGAAAGAAUGCGGCAGUGGGACGAGGAUCAGAGGCAGCAGGCCAUGGCCCAGGGGUUGGGGUUCCAGUCCUCUGGUGGCGUGAUGCUGCCGCCCGGCAUGGACCCCAACGCGCCAGGCGGGUACCCGAUGGACGCCAGCGGGAAUAUCAUUGCCCUGCCGCAGGCGCUGCUGGCGCAGUAUCCUGCCCUGGCGCAGAUGAACUGGUCGGCGGCCGACAUGGGAGGCGGCAGCGGCAUGGAGGAUGACCUGAGCGGCAGAAGUAGUUUUGAUGCGAGCGACUACGAUGAUGCGGACGACGGGGGUUAUGUUAGUGGGCCGGGGACCGGGUUUGGCCCGGGAGGGAUGCAGGAGGGUUUUGGCGAGAUGGGCUACGCUAGUGACUAUGGCGGGCGCUGA
Messenger RNA from Parathielavia appendiculata, 2277 nucleotides. RefSeq lists its product as uncharacterized. Gene Ontology annotation, cellular component: nucleus. The transcript is spliced from 2 exons. The coding region runs from base 1 to 2277 and encodes 758 amino acids. NCBI's taxonomy places the organism in Eukaryota, Fungi, Ascomycota, Sordariomycetes, Sordariales, Chaetomiaceae. Gene Ontology annotation, biological process: regulation of transcription by RNA polymerase II; urogenital system development; embryo development. The record is from RefSeq and is a predicted model, not a curated record. Gene Ontology annotation, molecular function: DNA-binding transcription factor activity, RNA polymerase II-specific; RNA polymerase II transcription regulatory region sequence-specific DNA binding.